Arvicola amphibius (Eurasian water vole) is the source of this 3150-nucleotide messenger RNA. RefSeq names its product nuclear GTPase, germinal center associated (gene Nuggc). NCBI's taxonomy places the organism in Eukaryota, Metazoa, Chordata, Mammalia, Rodentia, Cricetidae. Gene Ontology annotation, molecular function: GTPase activity. Bases 1 to 3150 code for a protein of 1049 amino acids. The transcript has 24 exons. The record is from RefSeq and is a predicted model, not a curated record.
AUGGCAAUGCAGAGCGGUGAUGGGGUGCUGGAGUGUGGAGCAGUGAUGGAAGUAGGGUGUGAUGACACUGUGUGCAAUUCUUUCAUUGGUGUUGAUACUUUCCUUGAGUUCAGUGGGAAUUCAGUCUGGCAGGUUCAGCAACAUCCGGGUCCAUAUUCUAUCAGACCCUAUCCAGGAUACCAUGUCACACUUGGCCGCUCUGUCUCUAAAGGUUCUUCUUGGCUGUCACCUGAGAGCUUUCUUGUGUUUGAUGAUAUUGAUCAUUUUGAAGGGGCCCAGGAGACUAGUGGAGACCAACACCUCAGGAAGGUUUUGCAUAUUUCAGAAGGGCUGGUGGCUCUGGUUUUGAAAUGUACAGCUGAGUGCUCCCCCACAGAAGGAGUGGCUGUGGAGAGUAAGGACUCUGGGUACACACCCCCAGCGUUCCCUGAGUUCUCAUCUGUGUGGGCAGAGAGAAGGGCUCCAGGGCCAGCUCUAACACUCCCUUUGGAUGCUUUCAUACUGCUGUUCCCCCCGUGGAUGCCCCAUGCUUCAGGGCUGCACUUAACCCCCAGUCAGGUGUCUUCCUGCAGAAGUGAGGCUGGUAUUCCUAAGCAGACAAAAAGAGCAACUGACUUAGCAGGAAAUGGAGGCUUCAGCAAGUGUGAUGCCACACUCAGCAAAAGCAUGAGGUGUCAGCCACUCAAGCCUUGGCACAUGUGUGGCUCUGCACUGGAACCUUCUGUGGCGUAUGAGCUGUCUCCAAAAGGCAGCAGAAUCUGCUCUGGGAGAUGCAAGACUGAAGAGGGGGUGCUGGAAGGCUUUGACUGUGAUCUGUUUAAAGAACCCAUGAAGAAAAGACGCAGGUCACAUCGAGACCAGCAGUUCCAAGCGUUUCCCUCUGCGGAGCAAAGUGCUCUUAAGGAAUAUGAAAAAUUGGAGUCUCGGACCAGGAGGAUUUUGAGCAACACUUAUCAGAAAAUGAUUCAGUCUGUCUUCCUGGAGGACAGCAUUCCCAGUGGGUUCAAGUAUCUCAUAAACCGGCUUCUUGCCUUGAUUGAAAAACCACCGCUGGAGCCGAUCUACGUAGGGUUCCUGGGAAGCACUGGAGCCGGCAAGAGCUCUCUGAUCAAUGCCCUCAUCCAGCAAGCCAUGUUUCUACCAGUGUCUGGAGAAAGCAUUUGCACGUCAUGCAUUGUCCAAGUGAGCUCUGGCUGCUGUGAACAGUAUGAGGCCAAAAUCCACCUUCUGUCUGAUCAGGAGUGGAAGGCAGAACUGAAGGACUUGACUACACUUCUGCACAGGGCAGAGGGGCCCAGGGAAGAAGAUGCGGAUAUGUGGGCCAGGGACUACGCAGCAGAAGAAGCGGCCCAGAAGCUGCAGAUGCUGUAUGGCCGUGGGGCAGAGUGGAGGCCCUCUGAGGAUUUGCUGAGGACGAAGCCCAGAGCGAGGAUUCCCACCUCCAGAACCAUCAGUCUUAAGGCAGAAGAGGCAGGAGAGCUAUCUGUCAAGCUGGACCCUUACAUCCGGACUCAGAGGAGCGACUGGGAUGGAGGAUCAGUUGAAACACAAAUCUGGCCCUUGAUCAAAUACGUGGAAGUGAUUCUUCCCAAAUCUGCCCUGAUUCCGGAAGGGGUUGUCCUGGUGGACAUUCCAGGCACAGGCGACUUCAACAGCAAGAGGGAUGAGAUGUGGAAAAAGACCGUUGAUAAGUGUUCUGUGAUCUGGGUGAUCAGCGACGUAGAGCGAGUUUCCGGAGGAAAAGCCCACGAGGACCUUUUGAAUGAGAGCAUCAAAGCCUGCCAGCGUGGCUUCUGCAGGGACAUCGCCCUGGUGGUCACCAAGACCGACAAACUCCACUUGCGGGAAUAUCUCAGGGAAAGAAAGAUGGGAAGUCAAGCUAUUCAGAGUCAGAGAGAGGCUGUUUUGCAAAGAAAUGAAAUAAUCAAACUACAAAGGACUAGAAUUCUGAAGGAGAAAUUGAAGAGAAAACUGCCAGCUGACUCCAAGGUUCUGGAAGCCUCGGAUCUGGUGUACACAGUCAGCGCUCACGAGUACUGGCAGCAGGCCUUCCUUACUGAGGAUGAAAGUGAAGUUCCCAAGUUAAGAGAAUAUAUCAGAAAAAGGGUCUUGGACAAGAAGAGGAGGCUGGUAACCAAGUAUGUCACUGAAGCCUUUGGUCUGUUGCUCCUCACUGACACUUUCAACCCAGAGGAAAGCCUGCUGACUGAACACUGGAACGUGGGUGGCCUGCGGCGAUUUGUGGAGGAGAAGACAGAGCUGCUGGAGAAGGGGAUUGAGCAGUGCUUUGCCUGCAUGGAGCAGCCCCUGCAGGCAGGCGUCCAGGUGGCCAGGGCUUCCUACCGUCGUAUCCUCGGGACAUGCCUGGUGAGAAGCAGAGGAAACCAAGGUUUUCACCAGACCCUGAAAGCUGUUUGCCUCAAAAAUGGCGUCUACGCCUCCAGGACUCUGGCCAGAAUCGACCUCAACGAAGCCCUCUCUCAGCCUAUCUAUGACCAGAUCGACCCUGUGUUUGGAGGCAUUUUUAGGGAUGGGAAGCCGAGUGGCUCUGCUCUGAUGGUGCACAUAGAUGCUUUCAAGCGUUCCCUAGAAGAGAGGAUGGCAGAAACCGGGAUAAGAAAUGGCUGGAAAUGCAAUGGCUACAAGAGAGGCCUCCUAAUCCAGGAAAUAAGUGCCAUCCUGGGAGGCCUGGAGGGCCACAUCCUCCGGAGGAAGAGGAAGAUCUACGAGUCUGUCACCAGCUCCAUUCAAAACGACCUGAAGCCCUGCUAUGAAGAGGCAGCUCAGAUCGCUGGCAGGAGAGCCUGUGAGAGAAUGAAGGGUGCCAUCCGAAGAGGGGUGGAGCGGCAGGUAGCGGAGGGCAUGUUUGAGAGGGCUCAAGAGAGGAUGUGGCACCAGUUUCAACAACUGAAGCAUGGAAUCAUUGAGAGGGUCAAGGGAAGCAUCACUACCAUGCUGACCCUUGCUGCCCCCCAGGGAGAUGGUCUCUACAAGGAGCUUGUGGACGUCAGGAGUGAGCAGAAGGAGAUGGAGAAGCUCCACAGAAGCCUGAGGGAGGUUGCCGAGAACGCGCAGCUACGGAGGGGCAUGCAAGAUUUCCUCCUGCGAAUGUCCCCCAGCAAAGCAGGCCCCCGUGGGACAACACUUUAG